Spodoptera exigua (beet armyworm) is the source of this 2750-nucleotide messenger RNA. The record is from the annotation of a GenBank genome assembly. NCBI's taxonomy places the organism in Eukaryota, Metazoa, Arthropoda, Insecta, Lepidoptera, Noctuidae.
CGACAUCUCGUUUCAAAUUUUGAUCACUUGAAUAAUAUUCAGUCAGUCCAUUUUGAUAAGGAGACUGUGAAGCUGAGGCGUAUGGCUCUGCGUAAUAUUUAUUAAAGUACAUAUAAGCAUAAAAGUAUAGAAUAAAAUAAUGAACGAUGAAAAGCAACCACUGCUCACUGGACCUAACAAUGCAAUUGAAAGUGUUGAACAAACAGUAGAAUUAGUGACAGAUCCAGCAUCGCCUUCGAGUAAUAGUGAAAAACCCAAAGGAGACUACCACCCGGCGUCGGAAAGAUGUUUGGAGCAUCCAACUUCCAACUUCGAUACUUUAAUCCAUCUUUUAAAAGGAAAUAUAGGGACAGGAAUUCUAGCAAUGCCAGAUGCUUUUAAAAAUGCUGGCCUAGUGCUUGGUGUGUUUGGAACACUUAUCAUGGGUGCAAUAUGCACACAUUGUAUGCAUAUGCUAGUGAAAUGUUCACAUGAGCUCUGCAUCCGCAGUCAAAAACCAGCACUAAGUUUCUCUGAGGUUGUAGAAGAUUCCUUUGCAUCAGGACCUGUUUCUCUAAGGCCAUAUGCUAAAAGUAUGAAGAAUAUUGUCAGUGUAUUUUUGGUAAUAACACAAAUGGGAUUUUGCUGUGUUUACUUUUUGUUUGUUGCCACUAACCUUCAAGAUACAAUGCGUUUUUUUAAUGUAAACUUAAAUGUACAUGUGUACUUGGCUUUAUUAUAUCUACCAAUAUUUGCACUGGCUAUGGUGAAGAACUUAAAGUAUCUGUCACCAGUCUCUCUGGUUGCCUUCAUAAUGACUGCUUGGGGCCUUGUGAUAACAUUUUACUAUAUACUUCAAGAUUUGCCUCCUACGCGUACUGUGAAAGCAUUCUCUACCUGGCAUCAGAUACCUUUAUAUUUUGGUACAGCUAUAUAUGCAUUCGAAGGAAUAGGAGUGAUCUUACCUUUAGAAAACAAUAUGAAAACCCCAGAGGCCUUUGGUGGUUGGAAUGGUGUGCUCAACACUGGCAUGGUGAUAGUCGCCGCAUUAUAUACAGCUAUUGGAUUUUUCGGGUACCUUAAGUAUGGCGAACGAGUGCAAGGUAGCAUAACGCUUAAUCUGCCAAACUCAUUAUUAGCUCAAAGUGUCCGGGCAGUUAUGGCAGCUUCAAUCUUCUUAUCAUAUGGAUUACAGUUCUAUGUACCCAUGAACAUAGUUUGGCCUUAUGUGAAGUCAAAACUUACCUCAGAACAAGCUCUCAAACAUGGUGAAGCAGCAACGCGGUUUGUGCUAUUUUCCAUAACAUUUUUGGCAGCAGCCCUGAUUCCGAACUUGAGUGGUAUAAUAUCAUUGGUCGGAGCGUUUAGCAGCUCAGCACUUGCACUGAUCUUUCCACCACUUAUAGAAAUAAUGACAUUCUGGCCUGACCAACUUGGACAAAGCAAUUGGAAGUUGUGGAAAGAUAUAGUAAUCAUGAUUUUCGGAUUCACAGGAUUCGUGUUUGGUACAUUUAUAAAUGUAAAGAAUAUAUUUUUUACUUCCUGAACAAACCAAAUCAGUACUAAAAGAAUAUAAAAUGUUAACCAAAGAGUUUUAUAAUAUUUUAUGUGGUUUUAUAUGAUAAUCAUGACAAUAAUUGUGUGUAGUAAAUGUUUCACAAUAUUUUGCUUUAUACAAAUAUUUAAUUAGCUUAUAGGUGUUGAUUAAUUGACAAGCUCAGCUUAUUUUUAAAUGUUUAUUUUAUAUUGGACCUUUUAAGUAUUGAUGUGUUAUGACAAAUAUGGAGAUGGGUAUUACUUUUAUUUUUUUAGUUAAACACUUGCAUGAGCUGUAGCCAACUAGCUAUGUGGUGAUGCUAUUAAAUGUGUGUGUAUGUGGAUUAGCUCUAAUUUAAAAUUGUGAAUAUGUAUUUCACGUAAAUUGGAAUCAGAUUAUUAAAAAGUAUAUAAUUUGUUUACAUUCCACUGUUACCAUGGAGAUUACCCAAAUCAUAGGCCUAUUUAUUAAACAGAUACCUUUGGGUAUUUUUAUUUUGUGAUCAUAGUUCCUUCCUAUUUUUAUGUGAUUGUUAGAUUAUUUUUGUUAUUUAACUUUAAAAUCCUUGUUUAGUUAUUUUUGAUCUGAAAUCUUUUUACAGCACAUUAAUUAAGAAAUAAGUUUUAAAAAUGAAAAACUGUACAGUAUCGAAUAUUUUGAUCUUCAUAAUGUUAAAAAAUAUAUUAUGCAUUUAUAAAGGUGCUUAUGUAGUUCAAUGUUCAGUGUUAAAGAUUUGUGCUUAAUGUUCUUUAGCUUGUGAGUAUUGAAUCUGUUAAAUGACUACGGAUCAGCGUUUUGACUUCCCAAUUAAAAAUAAUGUAGCUAAAUCGAGAAUGUUAUCUAUGUUGUUCACGCAACAACAUAGUGGACAAGUGUUUAUAUUCUUAGCUGUAUAUCUUAGAAGAGAUAAAAGCUACAUACAAUUCACUUAAUGUCCAGGUACAUUGUAUUGUGUGCAAGGGUCGUAAUUAUUUAUUAAAAAAAAUAAUGUAUUUGACGAACAUCAGAGUAUGUUAUAAAGUAAUUUAUUUUGAACUAAAAAUAUACCAUGUUGAUGUAUGUUAUAAAUUAAUUAGUGGUAGCUAUUAAAAAAAUAUUUUACUGUUUGUUUUGCUAUUACACAUCUGUGUACAAUUUGUUCAAAAUAAUAAUCUCGAAUGUGACAACUUUAUAGUUUGCCUAUUUAGUGGUGAUGUACUUAUAUCCAAGAAAAUAUAGCUAUUGGUGCAAAGGA